This is a messenger RNA of Hansenula ciferrii, 1698 nucleotides long. RefSeq lists its product as uncharacterized. The transcript has a single exon. Lineage: Eukaryota; Fungi; Ascomycota; Saccharomycetes; Phaffomycetales; Wickerhamomycetaceae. Bases 1 to 1698 code for a protein of 565 amino acids. The record is from RefSeq and is a predicted model, not a curated record.
AUGAAGUUUAAAAAUAUUACCUUAGCCCAAGCUGCUGCUCAAGCUUUAACGUUACACACUUAUUUCACUCAUGCUGCUUUUCAACCAGUGGCCUUAAGAGAUGAGCUCAUUUUCAAGACAAAUUACAUCAAGUCAGAGGGUUCAAAUGAGAAUUUAAAAUCUGAGCAAAAAGAAGAAGAAGAAACCAACAAUAAUACUGAGAAAAUAGCUGGUACACAACCUGCUCAAAAUAAUGAAAACGUCAGCAAUUUGAAUGAAGAUACUGGUAUUCAGUGUCCAAUUUACAAGAAAUUUGAUUCACAAUUGAAAUCAAUUAUUUCAGAGUCAGAGUUCCAAAAAAUAAAAGAAGCUUUAGAGUCAAUUGACAUAGAAAAUGUGGAUACUAAUGAACUAAAAUCAAUUUCUGAAAUUUCCGAAUUGAUUGAAAAAAUUCAAAAAUCUCAUACAACACCAGGACUUCAAAAAAUUACUAGUGAUUUGAUUCAACAGAAACUUUUCAAAGGAUUACAAAAAAAUGAUCCAUAUUUCAAAGUAUUGAGCUCAUUAUUGUCAUCACUAGAUUCACCAAAUACACCAGAACCAGAUCAGGACAAUGAAACAAAUGUAUUACAAAAAAGAAAUGAAGAAGAAGGUCAUUCUUUCACUUUCCCCAAUGAAGAUGAUGAUUUAGGUGAAGCUUUUGCUGCUAAAGUUAGAAUUUUAUGUGGAUUUAAUCCAGAGCUUGAGAAUAUGAUUUGUAAACUUGGAGGUCCUUAUUGUCUUGCUUAUUAUUUGAUUAUUAUAGUUUAUUUAUCAAUAUUAUUUUGGAGACAUAGAAAAGAAUACUAUCCAGAUCCACCUGCUGAUGAUACUGCGUCAAAAUUAGAUGGUGCAAUAUUAGUACCAAAAGAAGAAUUAUACAAAAUUGGUCAAAACUAUGUUCCAUCUAGUGAAGCAACCCACUCAAAAGAUGAAGAUUAUAGCUAUGGUAUUGGUGGUAUUGAUGGGAAUAAACUCUUGUCACUUUUCGGUAAAUCAUUUGGUUAUCAUGAAAGAUUGAGAGCUUCAUACCAAGCAAACUUGAAAGAAUAUACUAAGUUAGUUAAAUUUCAAAGAAAUAAGAUGGAGAGUGAAUCUGAAAACAAUGAAGAUAUCACUGAUGAAAUGGUUCAUAAAGAAUUAACUAAAGGCAUUGACUGUAUUGAAUUUCGUAAUUUUGAUCUUUUAUGUGCUGCACAAAAUAAAGAAAAUUGUGGAAAAUCAUUUUUAAAUUAUAAUGUUGCAAUGUUUACCAAAGAUGGUCAAAGAAUGUUUGCGUUAGACCCUCUAUCAGGUGGGGAUUACAAAGAUCUUUACAUUAGUAUAAUUUUGGGAUUAAAUGAUAGACCAUCUAUGAGACAAACAGCUAUAAACUCAGGAGAUUCCAAUGCUGAAUCUACAAUGUUUCGUCAACAUACAGUUAUGUUUUUGAAUUUUGGUGAUUCUAAAGAAGUUGAAUUUGAAGAUGAUGUUGAUUUCUUAAAUGUUGAUAAUGUUUUCAACGAUUUGACCUAUGAAAAUUCUCUAGGUGAUUUAUUAGGUGAAAAAUAUUCAUAUUGUGGUAAAGAUUCAGGUGUUAAUGAUGGAAGUGUAUCAAAAUUCUCAAGUUUAUCGGAUUUCGUGAACUCAAUGCGUUUCAGUGUUUCGUUUGAAAAACCUAGUCCACCACCAACAUGCUGA